AUGUCGAUUUUCGGUGCCCACAAAGCUAGGAUCACUAAAGCCGCCAACGCAAUCCGCAAGAAGAUCGCGGAGUUUGACGAGGCCAUCUUGGAGCCGUUGGAUUUUACCAUCGAGGCAGGUAGAGAUCCACAGCUUGUUCUUAGUCGUAAAAGUUUACUAUUUUUCCAUUUUACUUCUUUCGGUCGUACUGUUGAUUCUCUUCGUGCCCAGCGAGAGAAGGCCGAGGAGUUUGCUCGGCAGCACCCGGACGAGAACGGCGAGUUCCCCCUCCUCCAGCAGAUUCAGGACCAUUGGGAUGCCAGUGGACUGGAUGACCUUGUGGAGGAGGCCGAAACUCUCCGGGAUCGUGUUGAUGCUGCCAUCAAACUUCUGCCGAGCUCGGAGGCAUUAUAUUAUUUUCGCAGCUCUACUGUUCCUCCCUCUCUUGUUAACCCUACCCCUAACCCUACCCGAGACCCCAUUUAUCCCCAGCAGCUCGCGCCUGAUGUAAGAAUGGAAAUCGCGAGCCAUUCUUCAUCGCACGAUAGGGAUCGUCCAGCUGAUCCCGAGGCAGUCGUGCCAGCGCGUCCAGCACCCCCGCCGGCAUGCGCGCCAAGUGUCGCGCAAGGAUUCGACAACCCCUCCCAUCACCCUUCGGCCCACCCAACUCUUGUGAAUCCCCCUCCAGUUCAUCAGUCGAAUCCAUUCAGUUCUUUUUUAGUCCCCAAUGUCAAUUCUUCCCCUUCAUCCGUGGAACAGACGUUGAAGUUGCCUACGUUUGAGAUUCCGACCUUCCAUGGCGACAUCGACAAUUUUUUGGAGUUCUGGGAUCUCUUCUCGGUAGCCGUGCACAAUAACAUCAACGUGCCAGCAUCGAUGAAAUUUAUGUACCUCAAGUCCCAUCUAAGAGGACCAGCCGCGAGCAUCAUUGCCGGUUUUCAAUCGACGGCAGAAAACUAUGAGGAUGCAGUACGUACCUUGACGAAUACGUACGGUAGACCAGAGAUCCUCCGCAAUAGGCUGUGGGAUAAGUUGAUGCAAUUGCCACCAGCAUCAGAUUCGCCGAUGUCGCAACGCGCGACAUAUUGUACCGUCAAGGCUAUAUGGACCCAGCUUACACAUCUCAAGGAGGACUCUAGUGCUAUCGGUACUCUCAAGAUUAUUCGUGCUAAAUUCCCGAGACGGACGCGCGAAAAGAUCGGCGAAUACAAGACCAAGGGAGACGCGAUGUGGACAGUUGACGAGUUACUUUCGACGUUGGAUACCAUCAUCGACAGAUUGGAAACUAUUGAGGAUGCUGACCCAUCAGAACAUUUUGCGUAUAACUCCCAGGCAUCAGUCCGUCACGAUUCUUCUUUGCCACGUAGGUAUCCGAGCGUGAGCAGCACGGACUCAGCGUUUACGCGCUAUCGUACGUCAUCGUACUACCCCAGACGUCCGUCGGUAUCGCGCACGCCAUCACCCUACAGUAGGCAUAACAGACCCCCAACCCCGUAUUAUCCUCGUAAUGCGUCGCGCAGCCCUAGCAGACCACGCUAUGCGAUUCCAUACGAACCAUACUGCGCCUUUUGCCGUGAUCCCGGACAUCCAUCCGAACGAUGUAACAUCGUGCGAGACGUAGCACAACGAAGAUCCAUUCUUGUUCGUUACAGAUUGUGUUGGUUGUGUCUACAGCGAGGUCACGGAUACGCUCAGUGUGAUGCGCCAUUGUGUGAGUACUGCGGUAGGAUACACCAUAGAGCUCUCUGUUGGAAUCCUCCGCGCGCACGUACGCCACCACCUCCAGCGAAUGGAAACACCAGGCAUAGUCUCGACAGGUUUUACUCUCCGAGACGUGUGCAAUUUUACAGAGAGACUCAGGGAUCAGUGCCGCGCGCAUAUCGAGGUUACUCGCGCGCAUCGUCAUCGCGUAACGCUUAUCCUAAACCGCCAUCACCAUCUAGGCGACAACCUUCUUCACCGGCUAGACGCGCCUCUUCGGCACGCAGGUCGCGUAGUAUUUCCGCAGUACACAGCGCCACCGGUACUCCUGAUCAACCCGUAGCUAGCGUGGACGAGCAAGCAGAGCCCCUGGAUCAUCACCGAAUUCGCGUAGGCUCUCACUCACCAUCAUCCUGUAUAUCUGUGUGUUCGCAGGAAUCAGCGCAACCGCGCUUGAUGGUAGUCCAUGCAGUUACGAAGAAUUAUAAGACGGAUACGGAUGAGUUGCUCACAGUCUUUUUAGACAGUGGCUCUCAAUUUAGUUUCAUCUGCACCUCGUUAGCCAAACAUCUAGGCUUAUCAUUUCGUAACACCAGGACAUUUACGACUCUGACGUUCGGCGGUCACCAAUUCACGGAAGAAUCGUCAGAGGUUACACUCAUACUCUGGGACCAGUAUAACUACCCGAUCUAUCUCGAUCUAUGGACGCGCGAGAGGAUCACGACAGUCCCACGGACCAACACCCAGAACGACAAAGACAUCGUCGAUUUAGGAGACAGAGUAGAAGUCGAUGUACUAAUCGGGAUAGACAAUUAUUGGCGUAUUGUGGACCUGCACAGGAAUGAGAAGUUACCAUCUGGCCUCAUACUGUCGCACACCAGAUUUGGACCCGUCUUGUCUGGACAGAAGCAUCCACUUGCCACGAACACCCUGUUAGCCACGAAGACUCCGCUCGAUGAUGACGAAGUUGCAACCCACCAGUUGAUCAAGAGUCUUUUCGGCUUGGAUCUGGUUGCAACGGAAGAGGAAGAGAACACAGAAGAUGCUAAUACCAUCAAGCAUUUCUACGAUACCGACCUUUGGGAGCUCGGAUAUGGAUGGGAUGACAGUCUUACCGACGAAGAUAUCCAGAAAUGGAACUCGAUCGUGCAGGAUAUUAGCAGUUUUCAGCUAAGCGUACCGCGCUACAUUGGUGAUACUUUCGAGGAUACAUAUGACCUGGUCGUAUGUUCUGACGCGUCUAAACGCGUUUACGCUACUGCCAUCUACAUUUUGACGCGCCCUCGUCGCGGUAUACCUCGAUCUACUUUGCUUUUCGCCAAAGCAAAGUUGGCCCCUCCCGGUGCCAUCACGAUACCGCGCAUGGAACUCUUAGCUUCCCAUAUGGCAGCUAAGACAGUACAGUUUUUGAGGGCCCAGCUGAAGCCAUCACAGCCCAUACCACCAGGAGCAGAAUCGGAAGAACUUCGCAUACCUGAGACGGUCGUAAAUUCGGUUAGUGGUACCCAGGAGGCGUAUACGUCUUUUGUGCCGUUUACGCGCACCAACUCCUACGUGAAGCUAGUCCGUAUAACAGCGUACAUUCUUAAAUACGUGACUAAAUUGCGUCAUAGAGUCAGGACGUGCAAUCAGCGUGAGGACCAGGAAGAACGUUUUCCAUUCAACACGAUGAAUAUUACACCCACGAUAACAUCGGACGAUUUUAUGGCAGCUGAGCUCGUGCCCAUACGAGAGCACUACCGUGAGAGCCAGCGCCAAAUGAAUGGUACGUAUGUGAAGAAGCUCCACACUAAGCGCGAAACGGAUGGUACUAUAAGAGUUGAUAUGCGCAUGGUUAACGCGCAGAUGAGCGAUACGAACCCAUACGUUCUGUACGUACGAUUCUCUCCACUGUCAAUAAAUCUAUCUGUCACCAGUCGACUAUUGUGGAUCGAGGAUAAAGAGGGAACAACACAAUUAGCCGCGCUUCUUUCUUCUGUUGAGCCCUCAUAUUGUUAUUUACCCUUUAUCAAGCGCACUUUUUUCCAGCUGUGCGGACUUUCAACUUUCGUAUUUGGCAACAUCAUGCAGCAGUCUUCGUCGUCGCUGUCGCGCACAGUUAGCCCAGACGCGCAAUCCCUUGACGCAGCAGCAUCAGCGCCUAGUACAUCGCGCGCGAGAUCACAAGGCCCAGCUUCAGUAGACGACGCUAUUAGGAAACUGGCAGGCAUAGAAGCGAGACGUCGCGUUGCGCACAUGAGUAACGAGCUGGAAUGCAGGCAGAUACUUGCAGCGAUUGAGCGACAGCAGCAGCGUUUACGCGCGCGCAUCGCUAGUAAUGACCCAGACGCGCCUCUUUUGCCUAACCCAGCACCUGAUAGGAUGGCGCCUACACUACCGCUUCUGCAGGACUCUACAGACGCGCUGCCGCAUACGGUAGAAGAGCUUACAGCCGCGCAGCUCCGCAGGGUCUAUCAGUUUCUUAUUAGGUCGGGCACGCCGCUAGCGCCAGUACAGCAGGAAGUUCAGCAGGCCGCGCUUUUGACACCUGAGCAGCAAUACCAGGCCGCGCAAGUAGUAUUCCAUACGCGCCAGCUAACGGAUGUGCUAGACAGCGCUAAUAACGUUUUUAUGAACGCGCAAGUUUUACUGCUGCGCAAGGACAAGAUGAACUUGAGGUAUGUCGCGCUGAUGGGCCAUAUACACAUUGUGCAGCACAUCAGCACUGGAAUCGCAGUCCAUCGCGAUCUCAUCCUGGAGUAUUUACUGCCACCUCUGUUUGCGCGCUCGCAAGUCUUUUUAGAUGCUUUGGCCGCGCUAGGAUGUACCGAAGCCACUAUCACGGAGAAGACCAUGGCCGCGUCAGCAGCGAUAGCUCAUGCCACCCGCUUGACGCGCACAUUGGAAGCCCUUCAGAUGAACUGUGUCAUCUCGCGCCGAGGAUUGAGUCUUACAGAGCAAGAUCAAGAGUACCGCAGACUUGCCGCGCCGGCCGAUCCUGGACCACCACCUUUGCAGCCGCGCACCUAUACUCAAGCUCUGCGUAUGUGGCAAGAGAGUUAUGAUGAGAUGCUCCACAGUUCUCUGACUCACGAAUUCCUUGACAUGAUCGAGCGAGAAGGUCUUACGGUACAGUCCGAUGAAGAGCAACCACAAGAGAGCCCAGAGAGUGAGCAGUCCUCGACUAUAACCGUUUCUUCAGUCGCGCGAAACAUCAGCGCUAUAUCGUCACCCGAAAUUAGGAAUUUGGAGAAAGAAGAAGUCCUACCGGAAGAUCAAGGACAGACAGUUUCGCUUCAGCCGCCGGACGCGCAACAGGAAGAAUCAUCACAGACAUACCCGACGCGCCAAUCAGCCCCACAAGAAGAACAGCAGCACCCAGGCCCUUCGAUUCCACCGGAACAUCGCCUUGAGCACAUUCUCGACGCCGUGCUGGAGGCUGGGCAGGAGCCCAAUCAGCCAGUGCAGCAAGCCGCGCAGCCAGUGAGGUUCGAAGGAAGAUUUAGGCGAGAACAUCGGCCGUGCGUUUUUUGUGAAGGGACGCGACACUUCAGCGCGGAGUGCAACGUGGUCAAGGACAUGAUAGAGAGAGUGCGUAUCGCGCAGCAGAAAGGGAUCUGUCCUAAGUGUCUUGCGGUGCAUUAUGGGAGCUGUUUUAAGGAAUUUCACUGUAAGAAUUGUGGCGGGGCGCGCCAUCACCGCGCGUUUUGCAUGCGUAACUCGGGUAUAGAUAAGAGCAAUGUGCAUAUGCCGGCGGCCGCGUUUUAUUCCUGGCUUGAAGAGUUAACCUACAACCCGAUACCAUCUGGGGAAUUCCAGCCGCGCGCUAGAACACCGUCGCCUCAGCGUGGCGCGCGUGAGUAG
Messenger RNA from Cylicocyclus nassatus, 5523 nucleotides. Lineage: Eukaryota; Metazoa; Nematoda; Chromadorea; Rhabditida; Strongylidae. The record is from the annotation of a GenBank genome assembly.